AUGCCAUUUGGUCAGAUUGUUAUAGGGCCACCAGGUUCAGGGAAAUCAACGUAUUGCAAUGGUGUUGUCCAAUUUUUCAAUGCUAUCGGCAGAAAGUCAUCGGUUAUAAAUUUGGAUCCAGCAAAUGAUAGAUUACCUUAUGAUUGUGAAUUAGAUAUAAGAGACUUCAUAACGCUAGAGGAGAUCAUGGAAGACCAAAAUUUAGGACCAAACGGUGGGAUGAUGUAUGCCUUAGAGUCACUUGAUGAUUCCAUAGACUUGCUAAUAAAGAAGAUUGAAAAAAUCUCUGAACAUUCUUAUAUUGUAUUUGAUUGUCCAGGCCAAGUGGAAUUAUUCACCCAUCAUUCAUCAUUACACAAGAUUUUCAAGACAUUAGAGAAAAAAUUAGAUAUAAGGUUAUGUGUGGUGAGUCUUAUUGAUUCAUUCUACUUAACAAGUGCUUCUCAAUAUAUUUCAGUCUUACUUUUAGCUCUACGAUCAAUGUUACAACUUGAUUUACCACAUGUUAAUGUUUUCAGCAAGAUAGAUCUUGUUUCCAACUAUGGUGAACUGCCUUUCAAUCUAGACUACUAUACAGAGGUCCAAGACCUUUCGUAUUUGAAACCACAUGUUGAAAAAGAGUCAAAUUCAGUUUUAGGGAAAAGAUAUUCAAAAUUGACAAACUAUAUAGCAGAACUAGUGGAAGAUUUCAACCUAGUAUCAUUUGAAGUUUUGGCAGUGGAGGACAAACAAUCGAUGAUUAAUCUGUUGAGUGUGAUAGAUAAGGCAAAUGGAUACAUGUUUGGUUCUACAGAAGUUGGUGGCGAUACUGUUUGGGCCGAAGCUACAAGACAAGGUGGUGCAGCAGACGUGGACAUUCAGGACAGGUGGAUUGAAAAUAAGGCCAAGUAUGAUGAAGAGGAAGCUAAACGCAGAAAGGAAAUGAUUGAGGAAGCUGAAAAGAUGGAAAAACCGUUUGAUGUUGAAGAUGAAUGGGAAUCUGCAUUGAAAGAUUGGGAGGAAAACCACGCUACCAUCCGUAAAUAA
Messenger RNA from Hansenula anomala, 1026 nucleotides. RefSeq names its product GTPase GPN2 (gene GPN2). The record is from RefSeq and is a predicted model, not a curated record. Gene Ontology annotation, cellular component: cytoplasm. Lineage: Eukaryota; Fungi; Ascomycota; Saccharomycetes; Phaffomycetales; Wickerhamomycetaceae. The coding region runs from base 1 to 1026 and encodes 341 amino acids. Gene Ontology annotation, molecular function: GTPase activity. The transcript has a single exon.